This is a messenger RNA of Drosophila teissieri, 693 nucleotides long. It is a transcript of the gene Ak6, whose product is annotated as adenylate kinase isoenzyme 6 homolog. The coding region runs from base 141 to 668 and encodes 175 amino acids. NCBI's taxonomy places the organism in Eukaryota, Metazoa, Arthropoda, Insecta, Diptera, Drosophilidae. The transcript is spliced from 3 exons. Gene Ontology annotation, cellular component: cytoplasm; nucleus. Gene Ontology annotation, molecular function: ATP hydrolysis activity; ATP binding; AMP kinase activity. The record is from RefSeq and is a predicted model, not a curated record.
CAAGUGCACGAAAGAAAGUAAGUUGGCAGCUCGGGUUCUAAAAUAUAAACAACUUCUGUGCCUCACGUGUUGAACUUUUAAGAAAGCAAAAUAAAAGUACUUUUAUCUGUUCUAAUAUAUCUAACUGAUUACCAAGCGAUAUGUCGGAACCAGAACCAGAUGCCCAGCCCAACAUACUAAUAACCGGAACUCCUGGAGCGGGGAAAUCGUAUUUAUGCGAACGUAUAGCCUCCGAACUUAAGUUUGAGUGGCUGGACUGCUCGAAAAUCGCGAAGGAGAACAAUUUUGUAGAGGAAUAUGACGAGGAGUACGAUUGUCCGAUUCUGGAUGAAGAAAAACUGAUGGAUCACUUGGAGCCCCUGAUGGCCAAGGGCGGCAACGUCGUCGAAUAUCAUGGCUGUGAUUUCUUUCCGGAGCGCUGGUUUCAAGCCGUCUUCGUGGUCACCUGUCCCAAUACAACGCUCUACGAUCGUCUGAAGGAGCGCAACUACAACGAAAAGAAACUGACAUCCAAUAUUCAGUGCGAAAUCUUUGGAACCAUUUUGGAAGAGGCCCGCGAUUCCUACAAAUCAGAUAUAGUAUUCGAACUGAAGGGCGAGACAAAGGCAGAUGCCCAUACAAGCUUGAAAACUGUCAAAAACUGGUAUCGUAUGUGGAAAAGAAAAUAAACGGGCGAUUGGUAGUUUGUUAUAA